This is a messenger RNA of Spirodela intermedia, 681 nucleotides long. The record is from the annotation of a GenBank genome assembly. Lineage: Eukaryota; Viridiplantae; Streptophyta; Magnoliopsida; Alismatales; Araceae.
AUGCCCGCCGACGAGCCCACAGGGUCACCGAUGAGCGGAGAAGGCGGCGGCGGCGGUGGCAAGAACGCCGGCAAGGGCAUGGUCUACCACCACCGUCCCGCCGCCGGCGCGGCCAAAGCCGUCUGCUACGGCCUCCUCGCCCUCAUCCUCCUCGCCGGCGUGACCGCCCUCGUGCUCUACCUGGUCUACCGCCCUUCCAAGCCCCGCUUCGCCGUGGUCGGCGCCGCCAUCUACGAGCUCAACGUCUCCUCCGCCCCCAUCUCCACCGUCUCCGCCAGCAUGCAGAUGGCGGUGACAGUCCGUAACCCCAACAGCCGCUCGGCCAUCUACUACGACCGCCUGGUGGUCUAUGUGACUCACAGAGGCCAGGUCAUAACGCCGCCGACACCGCUGCCACCGCUGGAACAGGAGAAGGACAGCACGGUCGCGAUGUCGCCGGUUCUUGGCGGCGGGCCGGUGCCGGUGUCCCCCGAGGCAGCGGCGGGGAUCGCGGCGGCGGAGGCUUAUGGCGUGGUGGCGCUGCGGCUGGUGGUUGCGGGCCAGAUCAGGUACAGGCCCGGGCCAUUCCACAGCACCAGGGUCGGCAUGUUCGUCAGGUGCGACCUCGUGGUGGGGCACCGGAGAGGCGUCUACGGCCAGGUGCCCCUCCUCGGCGGCGCCGACUGCUCCGUCGACGCCUGA